GCUGCGCUUUAGCUGGGCGCGGACUCUUCAAGAGCGGCAGUGUGAGCCGUGGCGGGCGCCGUGCUGUGCGGGGUUGAGGCGGCGCCGGCGCCGGUGCCGCUGCGGAGAACCCGCCGGACGCGGAGGUUUGCUGUAAACUACCUACCGUAGCUAUAAUGACACCAGCUCUCAGAGAGGCAACAACAAAAGGUCAUGGUAUCCACUUGUCACCUUCUUUGUCCUCUAGAGCUAUGGAGUCUGAUACAGCUUUGUGCAUGGAAAAUUCCAGAGCAGUGGAAGAGAAGAUAAAAGAGGACUCCAUCGCACGGAUUACUUGCUCAGUCCUGGGGUUCCCCACUGCUGAGCCCAACCUCAGGAAUGAUAUCUUCAGUGUGCAGCAUUUUGGUUCCCCACCAUCCUCCAAGUGCUAUCAGUCUGUCUUGUUAAUGAGUACAAAUUCUGCGUUUAACAACAAAACUGGUAAGCAGACGAAAGCAGGAGAGCCUGGCUGCUCCAAGAUGAGAAAGUCAUUACAUAAUGGGGCUGACACAUCAUUUGGUCAUAUUAGUCACUCAGAACCUGAGCAACAGGUCAAAGGGGCAGCGUUUUCAGAGACCACAUCUCCAAACUUGGCAGGAAUGCAGAGACUUUCAGGUUCGAGUGUAACUGAAUCCAGUAACGCAGAAGAAAUGCAACUUUUAAAUGGUAAAUGGUACAAGAAGAAUGGGGUUUUGGGUAGGGCUUUGGAAGUCUGCACUGAAACAAUAAAAGGGGAUUUAUUACACCAAAUUCUUCACGGGCCUUCAGAAGGGAUUUUGAGCUGCACCCAGGAGGAGGUGUCCGCUCGCUUACUCCAGUGUGUCACUAAGCAACAAAUGGAAAUCAGUCGCGCCAAAAGAACUCAGAAGCGUUUACAAAUGCUCCUGGCAAAGCACGUUAUCAAACACUGUGAUCAGCAGCUGAAAUGCUUUGUGAAACAUCAGCUUCAGAGAAUGAAGGUUUUCCAUGAGCCAGCUAGAUUUUUGAGCAAUAGCUCCCUCAGAUGCACUGAAGGUUGGCCGGAAAACAACGCAACUACUCCAGAGAGUAGUUUGGGUGUGGAUGUACAGAACGGAGUCAGCGUCGCACCAGGUGAAAUCCGUGGCUUUGCACUUUCUACUGGAGGGCUGCUGUCUCGUGUGGAGAAGGACCUGGACUCUGAUGCAACCUGCAGCAGCUCAGAUGAAGAUGGUGAGGAACAGACUGUGGAAGCCAGCUAUACUUCUGAAUGGAAGUGGCUUGCAGACAGAGCUAGAAUUGGCAGCCGUUGGACGUGGCUACAAGCCCAGAUUUCAGAACUAGAAUACAAAAUCCAACAACUAACUGACCUUCACAGGCAGAUCCGUGCCACCAAGGGGAUGGUGGUCUUAGAAGAAUUCCCAUUUCCAAAAGACAUUUUGAAGAAGCAGAUCCAAUUGACAGAGCAAGAAGCUUUAUUAAACGCCACAGGGAAUUGCCAAGCUGCCAUUGAGAGCCAGGAUUCUCUGCCAGAGCAUGACUUUGAAAUGUCACCCAGCAGUCCCACUCUGCUUUUACGAAACAUAGAAAAACAGAGUGCACAACUAAGUGAAAUCAUCAGCAGCCUUAUUGCUCCACUCAAUCUGUCCCCAGCUUCUUCAUCUCUUUCAUCCAAGACCUGCAGACACAGACAGCUGGUCAAUGGUAUCUCCUUCAGAGCUUCAGACAAUAGAGAGGUGUCCUCUGCAGGCAGCUGGCUGCUUGACCAUCAGCACAUCAAGAAAAGAAGAAGGGACAGGACAAGGCUCAGGUCUGUCUCUGUGACCAAUGUGAGCACCUCUGCCCGGACCAGGCCCCUGCACAGCUUCCAGAAGAGGAAACUCUACAGACUGCACAGUGCCUGUCACUGGAAUCAGCAGACUUUUCCAUCUAGAGAUGCCUCCUUUCCAUAUAAAGCUCAGUUGCCAUGUGUGGUGCCAGGCUCCACUUUCAGCAGCAGUGAGUACAGCACAGAAUCUAAACUCCUAGAUUAUGUGCAAGAGCUGGACUCUUCCUUCCAUCCAGUCUUAUCAUUCCCUUCAGAUAUUCCUCUUCACAUAUACUUUGAAACAUUAUUAAGGAAUAAUGACAUCAAAGGAGAACCUGCUGAUACCUCAUCUUUGGGAGGGGAGUUUAAAGUAUCUGCUGACAAUGACUAUAAUGCACAUGUUUCUGUCAAACAGUGGAGCAGUGGCUGUUUGUCUAAUUCCAAAUCUCAGUUGGUGCUAGGAACACCUGACCAGCUGUCAGAAGGAAGAAAGAAAAGGCAUCUAAGUGAGACAGCAGUAGGCGAAAGUAGCGCUCGGUUUGAGGCGUUCUCCUUCCAGCAUGCAGAGCCUGAGUCCCACAGCAGUUUCACUCCCACAAGCAGUGUCAGUGCCAUGGCCCGGCCCACUCACAGCUCUUCAUCACAGCAUAACUCCAGGAGGAGGUUGAGAAGUGAGAGCUCCUAUGAUAUAGACAACAUUGUUAUUCCCAUGUCACUGGUGGCACCCUCAAAGCUGGAGAAACUACAGUACAAAGAAAUCCUUACUCCAAGCUGGAGAGUUGUUGAACUUCAACCUUUAGAAAAAUCUCAAACAGAUGAAGAAGAGGUAGAAGACCUGUCAGACAAAGCCUUUUCCCUGCGCCACACCAAGUUCGAGGAGCGGGAGCGCGCCAGGUGGUCGCUGUGGGAGCAGAGCCGCUGGCCCAGGAGGAACAGCAGAUCUUACAGCAAAAAUGCUGAUGCUCGACACAGCCAGGAUGUGCUGCAGAAAGACCAUUGCACUGCUGACCCUGCUCCUGAGCCAGCUUUGGAAACCCACAGCUCUGUGUGCUCAGGGAUGGCACCACUCUGCAGGGACAGCCAGGAAGAGAAGUCUGGGCUGUGGGAACUUCGAGUUUUUCCACUAAAUGAUGAAGAGGUAGAAGCUUUACUGUGCCAAGAUCAAGUAACGAAUCAGACUGAAAUGUCAAGUGCAACUUUCCCCAGCAACUCUUCCUGCACUCCAGGCACACCCACUGCUGUGCCAGACAAUGGCUGUGCACCAAGAAAACAAUCUACCCAAGAGUCAGAAGACUGCAAAAGCAUUUGCCUGGGAAGCAACAGUACAAGGAAACAAAGGUGACAGGGAAUAAUGUGGUUCAUUAAGAAAGCCAAUUAAGGUGGAGAGAAGUGUAAGGUAAAAUCUCUCGUUCACACAGCAUAUGACAGCACAAUUCAAAACUUUUAUGUUAGCUGCGUAUAAUAUAUUUUCUUUCUUGCUUUGUAACAGGCAGGAUAAAUCCCAAAGACAACACUUUCUUCUUCCUGAACCCCAAGAGAAAGUAAUUAUUUCAAGCUGGAAGUCUAAUAUUCCCAAUGUCGGGAGUGGGCGCACAUAAAUUGCUGGCACCAUUCACUUUCUGUUGUCAUAUUGCCACAUUUGUCAGUAAUCAUCCUUUUCUGUUUGUUUGUUUUCAAAUGCAUAUCUGGUUCUAGUGGACUCUGGUGGAGCAGGAGAUGCUGUUUACCUUAUCCAACAACUUCAACUGAACACAGAAAAACUACUUGAAAAUGUUGGGGAUAAGCAUGAGCCUCAGAUUGUUCUCAUGUGCGGCAUGACCAUAGGGCAAAAACCUGUCUGUAACUGCACGUGUGAGGUCAGGGGAGGUGAGAACCAGCACUUCAAACCAGGGCAUCUGGAAGCCUUGCAUCUAGCUUGUCACGGCUCUCAGCAGUGCCAGGGCAUGUUUCAUGGUGAAAUCCUAAAGCAAUAAGGCAGAAGUAGCCACAGCAUUGCCACAGUCAAUGUAUCUGACACAGGGAGAAGCAGGGUCUCUGCUUCAAGCCUGUGGGGAGGGAGAGACAGGAGAGAGGGGUGGAGCCAAAUCUGUGACACAGCCCAUGGAAUGUUGUGGUUUGGAUCAUCUUAUUUCCUUAGUCCUUCAGUAGCUAAUGAGGCUCAUAAUACUUUGCUUUAAUAUGUUAAAGUCUUGUUCCACUUUCUGUACAGUGCCUUGUAAGAGUCUCGUAAGUAUGCCAACAUUUGGUGACUAGCUGGAAAGGAAAAGAUGAUUGAUGUCUUGAAGAGCAAUAAAAAGAAAGCCCCAAAGCUUUCCA
This is a messenger RNA of Zonotrichia leucophrys gambelii, 4099 nucleotides long. RefSeq names its product KAT8 regulatory NSL complex subunit 1 like (gene KANSL1L). The transcript is spliced from 15 exons. Gene Ontology annotation, cellular component: NSL complex. The record is from RefSeq and is a predicted model, not a curated record. Gene Ontology annotation, molecular function: histone acetyltransferase binding. Lineage: Eukaryota; Metazoa; Chordata; Aves; Passeriformes; Passerellidae. The coding region runs from base 156 to 3125 and encodes 989 amino acids.